AUGAUAAAAGCUGUGAAGAAGCUCAAGUUGUGGCCUAGAAAGAAGAGAAAAAGAAAGACUCGCCCUCCUCCUCCACCCUAUGAUCCUCCACCACCCCCACGACCACCCCGACAUCAAUGUCAUUGUUGCUCCUCGUACACCGCCUCCUCCUCCUCAACAACUCAGCCGUCCGCACCACCUUUACCACCAUGGAUGGAAUAUACUGAGCAUACCCAUGAGAUUGACAAUCUUCUGGCGCCUGAACUACAGCGUCCUGCUCCAGAGCUAGCCUAUCAUCCACUUCCAGUUCCAAGCAAACAAGAAAGUACUGCUCCUGCUUUAAAUUCAACCUCAACUUACCAGCAAUAUAUGGUUCCGGUUCCAGAUCCAGAUCCUGUGUAUGGCGUACCAGUUGCACAAGCCCCCAUAGCAGCAAGGCCGAGAUCUGCUGGCUUCUUUGGGUCUGUUGUUGACUAUUUGUUUGGCUGCUUUUUUCCAUGUUUUCGCAUUCGUGAGGUUAUCAAGUAA
Messenger RNA from Rosa rugosa (rugosa rose), 507 nucleotides. Its product is annotated as leucine-rich repeat extensin-like protein 2. Lineage: Eukaryota; Viridiplantae; Streptophyta; Magnoliopsida; Rosales; Rosaceae. Bases 1 to 507 code for a protein of 168 amino acids. The record is from RefSeq and is a predicted model, not a curated record. The transcript has a single exon.